AUGAGAGGAACGGCUCGGGCAGAAAGAGCGGGCAGACCGGACGCCCCCUCUGUCGACUCCCGUGGGGGCGGUCCAGAGCCACUUCGUUAUCCUCCCAGACUUCGUCCCAUGAACAUUGGCUUACCAUUUUCUGACGCGGUGCGGAUUCAGCUGAGCCGAGAGCAACACCCAUACGCUUCCAUCGGUGCGGGUACACUGGAAACGGAAGCACCACGAUCCAGUAACAGCUGUCUCGGUGAUAACGCCCUCUCUCGCACCGUCGACGCACACUUGGCCAGGUCAGAAAAGUCCACAUCGAAUCUACCGCGUCUGAUAUCGACGACGCAGUGGUACUCUGGAAACGAAAACAACCGCCCCAAUUGCAAGGAACAAUGGCAGUUGAGUAUCCCUCUCCACAAGAAGCCCCUUGGCUGGCGUCUUUUUGGCGUAUGCAGCAACAAUAGUUUUAGCGGCGUUCGAACACACAGACUUAACUAUCUGUGAUUCGGUUCUCCAGUCUUCCCACUGGGGCCUGCAUGAUGCGAAGCGAAUCUAUCCAGAUGUGGUUGUACCCGCCAGCCACCGGCUGACGGUGAAGGGCUUCUUGAAAGGUCCUAGGGAGUUGCGAGGUUGGAAUACCCUCGUGUGAUUCGAUUUCUGUAGAUGAAAGCAGCUUGUUUUGAUCUAUAGUUUACACCAACAAUGACUCAGAGCCACGUACUCGAGUUUUGGUGGCAGAGCAGAUCCCUCAACUAGGUGGACGACCUCAUUUUCGGCGGCAUCCAGAUCUGUGAAUGUAAGAAGCGUGCGACCGGAAUGGCUGUUCAGAGACGAUAG
Colletotrichum navitas is the source of this 816-nucleotide messenger RNA. RefSeq lists its product as uncharacterized. The transcript has 2 exons. Lineage: Eukaryota; Fungi; Ascomycota; Sordariomycetes; Glomerellales; Glomerellaceae. The record is from RefSeq and is a predicted model, not a curated record. The coding region runs from base 1 to 483 and encodes 160 amino acids.